GUCACCUUACAACUUCACCAAAGUUGAUUGUAUUUUGUAUAUCUACAAGCGUAAAUUUCCGGUCGUCAAAUUUGUUUGUCUUCCCGAUUUCUAGCAAAGAUGUAUAGUUUACGCGGUUUUGCCUUAUACCAAUGGCGCAGCGUCCUGGCUAAUGCUCGCAGAUCGGGUAAUUGCGAUGGUUUGUUAUACUGGCGCUCGGAUGUUACUACACCAACAAUCCAUGGCUCCGCAUUUGCAAGGAAGAAUGCAUGUUUACUCAUUGACGAUAGACGAUGGCACAAUGGCUCCAAUGUAAAGAUGGAGAAAUGCAUCAGCAGAGCAAAACGCGUCAUCGGGCCUGAGGUUCAAUCUUCUCGCAAACCAUUUCUCCCAACUUGGGCGAAAUGGAGUUUAGGAGCAAUACUAUCUCUACUUACUUUCGGGAAGGAAAAAUGGGAAUGUUUUCUAAGGCUUGAAGGCAAAGUGGAGAAUGUCGCGGAGGUGGUGGAAAAGGUAGCCAGUGUGGCCGAGAAGGUGUCCAGUGAAGUGGCGGAUGUGCUCCCGGAAGACUCAAAACUGAAAGAUGCGGCUCAGCUAGUUGAAUAUGUUUCCAAGGAAGCCGAAAAGGAUGCGCAUUUGAUUCUAAAACUCAUUCACAAGGUGGAUAAAUUGAAGCAAGAAGCAGUGGAGAGAGUUGUUGAGCCAAUUCGAAAACACGAGAAGCUCUUGGAUGAAGAAAGUGGCGAAAAGUAGAGACUCGUUACUUGUAAAAUGGACACCCGAUCUGUACGUUGUUGUAAAUAUAUGUCCCUAGAAGGUAUUUAAAAGCCAAAGGACGAAAAGCAAAGAAAGCUAAUGUGUUAAAGAUUGUUACGGUUAUGUAGGACAAGAUUCUGAAAGAUUUUAUAUUUUAAUUUU
Rhododendron vialii is the source of this 897-nucleotide messenger RNA. RefSeq lists its product as uncharacterized. The transcript has 5 exons. NCBI's taxonomy places the organism in Eukaryota, Viridiplantae, Streptophyta, Magnoliopsida, Ericales, Ericaceae. Bases 100 to 732 code for a protein of 210 amino acids. The record is from RefSeq and is a predicted model, not a curated record.